GUUUCUGUUCCUCUUACGCAAUAUGCGCCUUGUCUCCUCCUGUCAUCUCGGCGCACCACCACCACCCUGGUCAGUGCGGGGAACUAUUUUCUCUCAUCACCGCUCUCUCCUAGAGCUAACUGAACAUCAAAAUGGGGAACAGAGACGACGAGUAUGACUUCUUGUUCAAAGUCGUCCUAAUCGGAGACUCGGGCGUGGGGAAGAGCAACCUGCUGUCCCGUUUCACACGAAACGAGUUCAACCUGGAGAGCAAGAGCACCAUCGGGGUGGAGUUCGCCACCCGCAGCAUCCAGGUGGACGGAAAGACGAUAAAGGCUCAAAUUUGGGACACAGCGGGACAGGAGCGCUACAGAGCAAUCACCUCGGCGUACUACCGGGGCGCGGUUGGAGCCCUGCUGGUCUACGACAUCGCCAAGCACCUGACGUACGAGAACGUGGAGCGCUGGCUGAAGGAGCUGAGGGACCACGCCGACAACAACAUCGUCAUCAUGCUGGUGGGGAACAAGAGCGACCUGCGCCACCUCAGGGCCGUGCCCACCGACGAGGCUCGAGCCUUCGCGGAAAAGAACACCCUGUCAUUCAUCGAGACGUCGGCGCUGGACUCGACAAACGUAGAAGAGGCGUUCAAGGACAUUCUAACAGAAAUUUACCGCAUCGUGUCACAGAAGCAGAUAGCCGACAGAUCUGCGCACGACGAGUCUCCGGGCAACAACGUAGUAGACAUAAGCGUCCCGCCGACGACCGACGGCCAGAAGGGCAACAAACUGCAGUGCUGUCAAAGCCUGUGACGCUCAGCCUGAAGACACUCACCCCUCCACCUCGCCCUCCUCCUCUUCAUCACGCCACCAGUGCACUUUUUUAUUUCACACAAAAGCCAGCUCCUUCUUUUUCUUUAUCUU
This is a messenger RNA of Poecilia reticulata (guppy), 899 nucleotides long. Its product is annotated as ras-related protein Rab-11B-like. The record is from RefSeq and is a predicted model, not a curated record. Lineage: Eukaryota; Metazoa; Chordata; Actinopteri; Cyprinodontiformes; Poeciliidae. Gene Ontology annotation, molecular function: GTP binding; GTPase activity.